This is a messenger RNA of Schistocerca nitens (vagrant locust), 756 nucleotides long. RefSeq lists its product as uncharacterized. Bases 1 to 756 code for a protein of 251 amino acids. The record is from RefSeq and is a predicted model, not a curated record. NCBI's taxonomy places the organism in Eukaryota, Metazoa, Arthropoda, Insecta, Orthoptera, Acrididae. The transcript is spliced from 6 exons.
AUGUCCUACACCAUGGACCCCGGCGCGGUGAAGACGACACGUGUGAGGGUGAGCCGGAGAUGCGCCAGCCUGCGGCACCACGUGGGCGCCAGCACCGCCACCCUCACCGUGGUGCCGCCCUGGAGGGCCGGACGUGGCCGUCAGACGAGCCUGGAGCUGAAGAUGAGCGGUGGCGGGGAGGAGUCUGGCGCGGCGGGGUCCAGCUCCUCAGCUGACGCCUCGCAGCCCCACCAGCAGCCGCCCAAGAGGAAGUCCAACUGGGAGGUCAUCGAGCACUUCAGUGGCCGCCCGCCACACUCCAGCUCCCUCAUUGGGUUGGGGCUGCCCCGUGCCGCGUCCAUCAAGGAGGAAGAGGAGGGCAACGGGAAGGGCACUGCCAGCGGCACGGAGGGCGAGGAGCGGCCGGAGGACGAGGAGGCGGAGGGCAAGGAGGACGUGGAGAGUCUGCUGCUGGCCACCUCCGCCUCCGGACGCGGGGGCUCCACCAGGAGGAGCCGCAGCCGCGCCGACGUCCUCAGGCUGCUGCUGGCGCGCAUCUGCCGCUCGCACCGCUUCAAGAACCUCCAGGUGGAGAUGCUGUACCAGCGCUACUUCCUGCGCACCAACCAGAGCAACAUGACGCACCUGCUGGGCCUGCUGCUGGCGCUGUGCACGGUGCUCGCCUCGCUGCACCUGGCCACGCUGCUCAUGGCCCCCGAGGCCGCCCCCGGCGCCUAUGCAACUUUCAGAACUUUCACGCAGAUUGAUAAGCUGUGA